AGCUACUUAGGUCGACUACACACCCUCGCCUCAAUACCGCCUGUUCAAGAUUUGCAGCUUAUACUGCAGGCAAUAUUCAUGUCCAAUACCGUGCCGACCUCCAUUCGAUGCCAAAUAUUCAAAGCCGCCAACACAUCAUGGUGACGUAUCGUCUCCAACAGCGCUGGAGACUCAGUUAUGUAGCCGACAAGUGAGACACGAUGCCCGCGCAGACACUGCUCCGCCGUACCUUUCCCACCAUCCGCAAUGCACACCGCAGCCUAUCUACCACUGCCCCUCGGCUGACUUCCCUACCAUACUCAUUUCUUCCCGCCAACUCGCUCGACCCGAAGCCACGCACGAAGGGUCUUACGGAGAUCCGGGGACCAUACUACGCACCCGUUACGAAGACAUACCUGGACGAGUUGCUGAGUGACUGGGGAGACUAUGUCGACGGCAUCAAAUUCGCAGGUGGCGCGUUCUCGCUUAUGCCGGAGGAACGGCUGAGAGGUCUCAUUGAGACCGCGCACAAACACAAUUGUUAUGUGAGCACCGGCGGCUUCAUCGAACGCGUCUUAUCCGCUUCAGGUGGCAACAAAGACGUUAUCUCAAAGUAUCUCACGACCUGCAAGAACAUGGGAUUCGACGUGCUGGAGCUUUCGUCCGGCUUCCUCUCCAUCCCUACUGAAGAUUGGGCUUCGCUCGUGGAGUUCACAGCCGCCCACGGUCUGAAGCCUAAGCCCGAGGUCGGCAUCCAAUGGGGCGCGGGCGGCGACGCGAGCGUCGAGGAGCUCGAGUCCGCCGGCACACGCGAUCCGAAAUGGCUCAUCGACCGCGCGAACACCUUCCUCCAAGCCGGCGCAUACAUGAUCAUGAUCGAGAGCGAGGGUAUAACAGAGAACGUCAAGGCCUGGCGGACGGACGUCAUCUCCGCGGUGACGUCCGCGCUCCCGCGCGACAAGAUCAUGUUCGAGGCGGCCGAGCCGGACGUCUUCGCGUACCACAUCCAGAACCAGGGCGCGCGCGCGAACCUGUUCAUCGACCAUUCCCAGAUCGUCCAGCUCGCGUGCCUCCGCCGCGGUAUCUGGGGCACGGGCAGCACGUUCGCCCGCGUCGUCACGUUCGAGGGCGCCCAGGACCAUGGGAAGCCUGUCAGCGGUGGGCCGUCUGGUAGUGGAGGUAAGAGUGGUGAGGAGCCGUUGAUACCAUCCGCUUGAGAUGCUCGAGACGUCGACGAAGUCAUAACAGAUGUAUGUACUAUAGUCAUUCUCCUAGUGCUUGCGACAGCUAUACCAGCGUGUAUUUGUCUCAAUGGAACUAACCAGGACCACUGGGCGCUACCGUCGGAGGCUC
Rhodofomes roseus is the source of this 1332-nucleotide messenger RNA. RefSeq lists its product as uncharacterized. The transcript is spliced from 5 exons. NCBI's taxonomy places the organism in Eukaryota, Fungi, Basidiomycota, Agaricomycetes, Polyporales, Fomitopsidaceae. Bases 201 to 1196 code for a protein of 331 amino acids. The record is from RefSeq and is a predicted model, not a curated record.